GUGGCCUAAGUUUCAAAGCAUCACAGCACCUAUUACAAAGCAGAAACAAAAACUAAUAAGCUAAGUAGAUACACAAGUACAAAAUGGAGAAUCCCAUAAUCCAACAAAGUUCAACCCAUGAUGAAUGGGAAAGAGAGAUAAAGGCUUUCGAUGACACCAAACUCGGUGUCAAAGGACUUGUUGAUAAUGGUGUGACCAAAGUUCCUCUAAUUUUUACAAAAUUUCGCGCAUCCAAAGCAUCGUCACCGUCAUCUGACGACGAGUUUCUUCAGGUUCCAGUGAUUGAUCUCGGACUUAUUGGAAAUUCGUCGAAAGAUACCGGUGGUGUUGCAAGAAAAGACAUCGUGACAAAGGUUCGUCAAGCUUGUGAAAAAUAUGGGUUUUUCCAAAUCGUGAAUCAUGGGAUCCCCCAAGAAAUUCUUGAUGAGAUGAAAGAAGGAACUCGUAGGUUUCAUGAGGAGCCAAAUGAUGUGAAGAAAGUAUAUUAUAGCCGCGACAGGUUAAAGAAAGUGAGAUUUACGAGUAAUUAUGACCUAUAUCAAGCAAAAGCAGCAAACUGGAGAGAUUCUUUAAUUUCUCUUAUGCUUCCUGAGCCUCCGAAACCUGAGGAAUUUCCUGAGACUUGCAGGGACAUCACGAUUUGUUAUUCAGAAUAUGCUUACAAAUUAGGCCUCACCCUAUUCGAGUUGCUAUCAGAGGCUUUAGGACUGAAGCCUAAACACUUGGAAGAAAUGGAGUGUGCCCAAGGAAUGUUUCUAUUAUCUCACUACUACCCAGCAUGUCCUGAACCAGACAAAACAAUUGGAAACAAAGCACACACAGACCCAAAUUUCCUCACUAUUCUUCUGCAAGAUCACACUGGUGGCCUCCAAGUGUUGGUUGAAAAUCGCUGGAUUGAUGUUAAGCCAGUGGAGGGAGCCUUAGUCAUUAAUAUUGGAGACCUAACCCAGCUUGUCAGUAAUGACAAAUUCAAGAGCAUCAAGCACAGAGUUUUAGCACCUGGUGCAACACCAAGGAUAUCAGUGGCUUGCUUUUUCACCACUAAUACUAUGUAUCCAACUAAUAGACUUUAUGGUCCCAUAAAAGAAAUAUUAUCAGAAGAAAAUCCUGCCAUUUACAGGGAAACAACUAUAAAAGAUUUUACUAUCCAAUUCGAUUUAAGACUUGGAAUGACCCCGACACUCGAGUAUUACAGGAUUUGAAGUAACCUUCCAUCCUCCAUAUAUAUUUGAAGUAUAGCCUUUAAGUAUAGUCAUAUAAUAUAUAAUAAUAUAUUAUAUAUGUGUGGUUGUUGUUAUGUUAUUACCCGUUUGGUAUGCUUGACAGAAUAAGGUUCACAGUUUAAAUAAGGUCUGAUAAUAUUGUAUUUGAUGUAAUGUAUGCUAUAUGAAGAAUAAAUAAAAUAUUUAUAAUAUA
Molecule: messenger RNA, 1416 nt
Organism: Arachis ipaensis
Lineage: Eukaryota; Viridiplantae; Streptophyta; Magnoliopsida; Fabales; Fabaceae
Product: deacetoxyvindoline 4-hydroxylase
Source: RefSeq, a predicted model, not a curated record